GUUUUGCGCGGAAUUGCUGCCUGGGUGCAUCCACACGAAAGAAGGAAAAUGUUCUUCGUUGUGCGAAAAGUCUUUGAAUUCUGUGAUCAUCUCGACAAGAAUUGGAGUCAUCCUCUUGCGCAGUAUCCACUUGUGCGCAGCCCCAGUGCAAUUGCAGUCAUUGUAGCCCUUUAUGUGGUGUUUGUGUACAAAUGGGGCCCCAAAAUGAUGAUGGAUCGCAAACCGUUCAAUUUGCAACGAACAAUCAUUGUCUACAAUGCCCUUCAGGUGAUCCUCAAUGCGAUCAUCUUCAUUGAAUCCAGCCACCUCUACUUGCAGCUGUAUGAUCUGCGGUGCCAACCUGUGGACUACAACGUCAGCCCCAAGACCGUACGAUUGGCACGUAUCAGCUACAUUUACUGCCUCACGAAAUUCUUUGACUUCCUCGACACAGUAUUCUUCGUGUUGCGAAAGAAGAAGUUUCUCUUCCUACACAGCUACCACCAUGCUGGGAUGGCUGUGGUGUGUAGUUUCCUCUACAAAUUCGUCGCAAACAGCCACUUUAUCCUCAUGGGCAUCAUCAAUAGCUUCGUUCACGUCCUCAUGUACUGCUACUAUGAAUUGGCAGCCAUUAAUCCGGACUAUAGGAAUAAUCUCUGGUGGAAGAAGUACAUCACACAGCUACAGAUUUUUCAAUUUGGUAUAAUUUUCCUGCACCUCACAACGGGAUUCUUCUCCAAUUGUGGCCUCCCAAAGAUCCUCCUGAUCCUCCUUAUGUGCCAAACUCUCUUCAUCACCCUCAUGUUCUCUGACUUCUACUAUAAGAACUACAUUGCAAAGAAACAAUCUGCAAAGCAGGUGAAGCAGCAGUAAUAAAAAAAAAAACUCAUUUUUUUCUCUAUUUUCAGAGAGUUUUGUUUUUAAACAAAAAUGCCAAAUAAAGUUUAAUUCUUUAAAUAAAAGAAUU
Lutzomyia longipalpis is the source of this 946-nucleotide messenger RNA. RefSeq names its product elongation of very long chain fatty acids protein 7-like. The record is from RefSeq and is a predicted model, not a curated record. Gene Ontology annotation, biological process: fatty acid elongation, polyunsaturated fatty acid; sphingolipid biosynthetic process; fatty acid elongation, monounsaturated fatty acid. The transcript has 3 exons. Gene Ontology annotation, cellular component: endoplasmic reticulum membrane. Gene Ontology annotation, molecular function: fatty acid elongase activity. The coding region runs from base 49 to 852 and encodes 267 amino acids. NCBI's taxonomy places the organism in Eukaryota, Metazoa, Arthropoda, Insecta, Diptera, Psychodidae.